Molecule: messenger RNA, 777 nt
Organism: Dovyalis caffra
Lineage: Eukaryota; Viridiplantae; Streptophyta; Magnoliopsida; Malpighiales; Salicaceae
Source: the annotation of a GenBank genome assembly
AUGGACAGUUAUCUCUCUACAAAAUUGGACUCUAAUGUUUCAGAAACUCAGACAUCCAAAAGAAGGAAGGUAGUUGAGAAGACUGUUGUUAGAGUGAGGAUUGGAGAAAAUGCUGGGAAAUUAAAGAAUGAAGGGCCACCUUCUGAUUUCUGGUCUUGGAGGAAAUAUGGGCAAAAACCUAUUAAAGGAUCUCCUUAUCCAAGGGGCUAUUACAGAUGCAGUACGUCAAAGGGCUGUUCAGCCAAAAAACAAGUGGAGAGGUGCAGGACAGAUGCUUCAGUACUCAUCAUUACUUAUACCUCGAAUCACAACCAUCCAGGUCCUGAUCUCCAUGACUCCAACCUAAACCAGCAACCAAAAGAUCCCGAAACCCCACCGACUGAUCAUGUAGAUCAUCCCAUAACUCUCAAACAAGAAAAACCAGAGGAAGAAACAGAAGAAAGACAUAACCAUCCCAUUAUGCCAAGCACCAAUGAAGAUGUCGGCGAAGGUCACAAUUUUCACUACUUACAAUCCCCAAUAAGAAUCUCUCAAGAUAUCAUGAUUAGCCAAGAAGAUCCUUUCACUGAGAACUCAGAGAAAAGUCAUGACACCUUGGGUAUUGUCUUGGAUGAAGAACCCCUCAGUUGCUCCAGACCGAUGACAUUUUCAGCACCCAAAUCAGAAGAGAAUAAUGACUUCUUUGACGAACUAGAAGAGCUACCCACAUCUUCAUCUUUCACUAGCUUCAUGAGGGGCAAUUUUUUCGAUGAAAGGAUUCCUGUUGUCCCUUCUUGA